GGGGCUUAUCAGUGAAGCUGAGCAGGCAUGUUCCACCCACUCCAGUGGAGGCCUCCAUCCAGAAUUUAUUCCUGCUACACUAACUCAGUCCGCUUCUUUGGCUAUGAAGGGAAACUGGGUUUGUGGCAGAAUGAGAAGUCCUUGAAGGGCGGCUUCCAGUGGCUGUUUGCUUGGCUACAGAAAAACACAGUGAAAUGUCCAAGGCAGAAGAGCCUUCUCUCCCUGCUGGCCAAUCAGUGCAGCUAUGUAACCAGCCAAAGGGUCCAGCGAGCCCAGCAGAUUGGACAGUUGUACAGUAAUAUCUACUCUGAGAGGACACGUAAGAGCCUCUUCAGCUCCUUGUGGCGCAAGUUCCAAGGACGUCAUGGCAAUGCCGGUAAGCUGAUGGCUGCCCUCACCGGUGUGUUCUUGUGGGAAGAGGAGAGAAUCAAAGAAGAAGAACUAAAAAGGUCUGCAGAAGAGAUGAAGCGCAUGGAAGAAAUAACCAGGCUGUUUCAGAGCACUGGAAGGGAGAACCAGACGCAGGAGACAAAGCUCCAAAAUGACAUAACUUCUGAUCCCGAGGAGCAGAGCUGGGAAAUGGUGAUGGACAAGAAGCACUUCAAGCUGUGGCGGCGUCCGAUUGGAGAGUCUCAACUGUACCAGUAUCGAGUCUUUGGGACGUACAUGGAUGUGACCCCAAGGCAGUUUUUCAAUGUGCAGCUGGAUACUGAGUAUCGCAAGAAAUGGGACUCGCUAGUCAUCAAGCUGGAGGUGGUUGAGAGAGAUCAGGACACUGGGUCGGAGGUUGUUCACUGGGUAACUCACUUUCCGUAUCCAAUGUACUCACGGGAUUACGUGUAUGUUCGACGGUACAACGUGGACCAGGAGAACAAUCUGAUGGUUCUAGUGUCACGCGCGGUUGAGCACCCAAAUAUCCCGGAGGAUCCUGAAUUAGUCCGUGUCCGUACCUAUGAAUCCCAGAUGGUUAUUCGCCCUCACAAAACAUUUGAUGAGAAUGGCUUUGACUACCUGCUAACGUACAGCGACAACCCUCAGACUGUGUUCCCUCGCUACUGUGUAAGCUGGAUGGUGUCUAGUGGCAUGCCAGACUUCCUGGAUAAGCUGCACAUGGCAGCCCUGAAAGCCAAGAAGAUGGAAAUUGAAGUGCGAGACUAUAUCUCCUGUAAGCCCCCAGAGGGAGGGAGCAGUAGUGGCAGCAGCAGCAGUGAGGGGAAGGCCAGCAUCCCCAACCAGGAGCACAAGGGUGAAGGGUCCUGCAGCCCUAUUCAGAUGGACUUCGCUUAAAGGAAGGUGCUCCCCCACUCCCAAGUCAGCAGCCCAUGCCUCUUGCUUACA
Molecule: messenger RNA, 1338 nt
Organism: Euleptes europaea (tarantolino)
Lineage: Eukaryota; Metazoa; Chordata; Lepidosauria; Squamata; Sphaerodactylidae
Gene: STARD7
Product: StAR related lipid transfer domain containing 7
Exons: 8
Coding region: 28-1287 (419 amino acids)
Molecular function (GO): lipid binding
Source: RefSeq, a predicted model, not a curated record